Messenger RNA from Plectropomus leopardus (leopard coralgrouper), 758 nucleotides. RefSeq names its product type-4 ice-structuring protein-like. Lineage: Eukaryota; Metazoa; Chordata; Actinopteri; Perciformes; Serranidae. The record is from RefSeq and is a predicted model, not a curated record.
CUUUGGUUUAUUUCGCCCAGGUGGCAGAGUGAGCAGCAAGGGUCAGAGCUGUGACUCCUUUACCAGCACAUUUUUCUUUAUCUUGUCCAAUCAGAAUCGCAUUACAACAGCGCUGCAUCACCAAGGAGGACUAUAAGAAGAGCGAGAGUCCUACAGCAAGGCACCAUCCGGUCCAUAUUCUCCUGCGGUACAGGUCUCAUCCACUCAGCAGCCAUGAAAUUCUCACUCAUUGCAGUCAUUGUCGUGCUUGCUCUGGCACAAGGAAGCUUUGCACAAGAUUCUUUUGACAUCGACAGGCUCACUCAGUACUUUGAGGAGAUGAAGAACAAGGUGGUGAAGGAAGUGACUGAUCUGAUGAACAACCAGGACCUGGCAAACCAGGCUCAGACCUUCAUGGAUGACAGGAGAACCCAGCUGGAGCCCCUGGUCGCCCAGAUCCAGGAGCAUCUGAAGUCUGCUGCCUCCACCGUCGAGGAGCAGAUCCAGCCCCUGGCCGCCAACGUGCAGGCUCAGAUCCAGCCCCAGGUCGAAACCUUCCAGAAGCAGAUGGAGGCCAUAGUCAAGCAGCUGACUGAUAAGGCCAUCACCAACUAAGCGACCUGUCCUUACAAAAGAUGCGCAUGUGUCACCACACCACCAUCUUGCAUCUGACGGCUGGCCUGAAAGCCCAGGCAGAAGUACAGCAGCCUAACGUGUGUUUCGGUAAUUGUUGACAUUAAACAUCUGUGUCCAAAAGCAUAAUAAAACCUGAAACACAA